Schistocerca piceifrons (Central American locust) is the source of this 2074-nucleotide messenger RNA. Its product is annotated as eukaryotic translation initiation factor 3 subunit A-like. Lineage: Eukaryota; Metazoa; Arthropoda; Insecta; Orthoptera; Acrididae. The record is from RefSeq and is a predicted model, not a curated record. The coding region runs from base 279 to 1562 and encodes 427 amino acids. Gene Ontology annotation, molecular function: 5'-3' exonuclease activity; 3'-5' exonuclease activity. The transcript has 2 exons.
CCAUAUGGAGAUUUGAACAGUUGUCUUCAUGAAUAUAAAUCCGGUGUGUCGCCAGUCAUCUCACUCGGUCAGGUGUUAAGAGGUUCACUGUUUAAUUUGUUUGUAAGAAGAGUCAAAGAAUUUAUUACUCCUGUAUUGAAGUUCACCAACAGCAAGCCUUCCUGUGCACAAUUUGUUAAUAGAACAGAGGAGGAGGAAACAAUACUGGUACCUGGACACCACACGAUGGCUUGUGAAUUACAGGUGGACUACAGAGAGGAGAAGGGGCAUCCCACGUGAUGGUGUAUCAUAGGUUGGACAGCGGCAGUUCGAGCUCUGCUGCCUUCCAACAGGAGUCCGAGGCUCCCAGAGACGCCGGAGAAGACUCGGGGGGACCACCAGGCGGACCUGAAGAGGGAGGGUCUUUUCCAGAACGACGGCAGUCAUGGGAAGGGAUGGAUGAUGAUAGGGGACCAGGAAAUUACAGAACAAGAGAAGGUCGAUACUCUGAACGUUCGAGGUCACGAAAUGGUAGAGAUGAGAGGUUUCCAAGGAGUGGAUUUAGAUCUAGAGACAAUCGUUAUUACAAUCGAUCACGUUCAAGGGACAGAAGGGGGGGCAAUGUAAGGGAGCGUGAAAGAAUUGAUGACAGGUUUUAUGACAGUCCUAAAUAUGUUGAUAGGCAAAGGUAUCGUGAAUCAUCACGCUACCACAGAGAAUCCAGGUCAGGUGAAGGAUAUGAAGAAAGUUCUCGAUACAUCGAAAAAUCGAGAUACUCGGAAGAGUCAAGGCAUUUUGAAGAUUCAAGAUACAAUGAUUCCAGAUAUCGUGAUGAUCAGAGAUGUUCAGAAGACAGUAGGGGCCCAGAUGGUCAGAGGUACUCUGAACAGAGAUUUCGUGAUGAUUCAAGGUUUGAUGAUAGGAGGUAUGGUGAAAAUUCAAGGUACGAUAAUGAGCCAAGGUACUCUGAGAAUUCAAGGCGUUAUGGCAGACACCGGGAAAAUAGUGGCGAUGAUUGGCACUCAGAAAACAGGUCACGUCACAGAGAGGAGAGGUACCGUGGUACGUCCAGGUACUCGGAUGAUGAAGCCAAGUAUGGAGAAAGCUCAGUUAGAUGGGACAAACCAGUUACGGCUUAUGGAGAAAUGGAGGAAGAGGAAGAUGAUGAUGAUGAAGAGGAAUCGAAAGGAGAUGUUGUUGAACCUCCAAGAAUUCAAAAUGUUUUCCAGAAUGAUGGCAGCUUUUUGGAAAUGUUUAAGAAGAUGCAAGAAGCCAAUAAACCACCAGAUGUUAAGGAAACUGAGGAGACAGGACAGAGUGCUGAGAGCAGUGUACCUGCUACAGCAAGUUCUCCAGAGACAACUGCACCAUCUGUUGGUUUGAAAAGACCAACUGCGUCCCUUGUUGGAAAACGCCGUGGUGGUAGAGUGCUCCCUACAGGAAUGGUGAAAAAAGUAAGGAAGGUGGAGGAAGUGGAAGAAGAACCACCAAAAGAUGCAUGGUCCCUUUAUAUGGCUGAAGUGCGCAAAUAUAAGGAAGCCUCGUGUGAAGAAGAGGGAAAAACAAGGCCACUUGUUAAAUAAAAUGAAGGACUUUUAAUAAUUUUGUUUAAUAGGUGCGAAAAGAGAUCAACAUAAUUUGAAAGAAUACUUUUUUCUGGAGAAUAGGUACAGUCUCUUCUCGCAGUAAUAACUCUGAAGAUUAAAAUUUCUGCAUUUAUUUAUGUUGUGAUGUGUACUUUUGUCAAGUAUUUAGUUAUAGGAUUAUUUCUGAGUGAGACUGAAUGAGGUAGACACUGACAGUGUGUUUAGUGCUGUGGUGAUGUGGGGGAAUGCCUCAAGUGACCAAAAAGACUCUGCCACUGGCUGCUUGUAAAUAAGAAAUAUUUUUGAAUCUACAGCAUAGUAGUAAUGCCUUCUUAGGGAACUUCUCUACAAUGCGAAGCAAUUUAUAGCUAUAAACAAAUUAGUUUAGUGGACACAGCAAUGAACUGUCAUCAAAGAAAAAAAGUACUGUUAUGUGAGAGGAUGCUUUAUUGUUGAUGUUGAAACUUUCUGGUGUUGUGUUUUGGCUGUUAUUUCCAGGGUCCUGAAAA